Papilio xuthus (Asian swallowtail) is the source of this 1435-nucleotide messenger RNA. RefSeq names its product ferrochelatase, mitochondrial (gene FeCH). NCBI's taxonomy places the organism in Eukaryota, Metazoa, Arthropoda, Insecta, Lepidoptera, Papilionidae. Gene Ontology annotation, molecular function: protoporphyrin ferrochelatase activity. Gene Ontology annotation, cellular component: mitochondrion. The transcript is spliced from 10 exons. Gene Ontology annotation, biological process: heme biosynthetic process. The record is from RefSeq and is a predicted model, not a curated record. The coding region runs from base 196 to 1377 and encodes 393 amino acids.
UUCAAUUUUGUGCUGAUUUGUAACAUAUUUAAGCAUUCGAUUUUUAUUUAAUUUGUUAAAGACGUAUUAAGAGUAUUGUGGUUUAAAGUAUAAAAUUAUAUUGUUAGCAAUAGGGAUUUUCAGAUAUUUAUAAUAAGUAAUCUUACUGUGAAUAUUUUACAAAAUUUCGUAAUAUUUGAUUAAAAUUGGUGGAAAAUGUUGGUCUCAUUAUGUCGGAGGAACUCAAUAGUGAUGCGUCUAUCAGCCGCACUACACACGGAAACCGCACAGAAACCUAAAACUGCUAUAGUUAUGUUGAAUAUGGGUGGACCUCAAACUGUAGACGAGGUGGGCGCUUAUUUACAUCGUAUUAUGACUGAUCGUGAUAUGAUCCAGUUACCCGUUCAGAGCAGAUUAGGACCCUGGAUAGCAAGUAGACGGACUGAUGAAGUAAAGAAGAAAUAUAUGGAAAUUGGUGGAGGUUCACCUAUAUUGAAGUGGACUAAUUUACAAGGUAGCAUGUUAACAAAAGCUCUAGACCAAAUGCUUCCUGAAUCAGCACCUCAUAAACAUUACGUCGCGUUUAGAUAUGUGCCACCCUUCACCGAUGAGACAUUUGAGCAAUUGGAGAAGGACGGUAUUGAGAGGGCAGUGAUAUUUUCUCAAUAUCCUCAAUACAGUUGUGCUACUACUGGCUCCAGUUUGAAUGCUAUUGCUGACUUUUAUAGGAAAAGACAAAUACCACAAAAUAUAAAAUUCAGUAUGAUUGAACGUUGGCCGACACAUCCUUUAUUAGCUAAAGUAUUUACUGAAAGAAUUAAAGAGAAAUUAGAAAAAUUCGAUUCCAGUUUAAGGAAUGAUGUAUUAAUUAUGUUUACAGCACAUAGUUUACCUUUAAAAGCGGUAUCCCGUGGUGAUACCUACCCUCACGAAGUGGCAGCAACUGUAGCUGCUACAAUGAAUGAGUUGAAACUACCCAAUCCUCAUCGUCUCGUGUGGCAAUCGAAAGUUGGACCGUUGCCAUGGUUACAGCCGUACACAGAUGAUGCUAUCAAGGCGUAUUCUAAACAAGGAAGGAAGCAUUUAAUUUUAGUGCCAAUUGCAUUUGUCAAUGAACAUAUAGAGACAUUGCAUGAAUUGGAUAUUGAAUAUUGCGAGGAACUUGCUCAUGAGGCUGGUGUAAUACAGAUAGAAAGAGCAUCAGCACCAAAUGACCAUCCAAUAUUCAUUGCUGCUCUUGCGGAUGUGGUCGCCAAGCAUCUUACCAAUGGUCCCAGGGUGUCGAAACAGUUCUUAUCCAGAUGCCCGCAUUGUGUCAGUGAAAGAUGUAAAUCGUCUAAAGAAUUCUUUAGGAAAUUAUGUUCGCAAAGUUCAUUAAAAGAUCAAACUUAUGCUUGAAAUUUUAAUAAGAAUCAUAUUCAUUGUAAAAAAAUAAAUAUAUAAAAAUUAAAUAUUU